This is a messenger RNA of Drosophila ananassae, 1607 nucleotides long. RefSeq lists its product as uncharacterized. Lineage: Eukaryota; Metazoa; Arthropoda; Insecta; Diptera; Drosophilidae. The coding region runs from base 123 to 1607 and encodes 494 amino acids. The transcript has 2 exons. The record is from RefSeq and is a predicted model, not a curated record.
CAGAAAACUUACCUUCUGGCAACACUAACACUUGUUUUGAUUUGUUUCUUGUUGAGGAAUUUCGUUUAUAUCGGAAUUUGGGCGGAACAUCCUCCGGAAACGGAUUUGCCAGCACAGUGGCUAUGUUCAGCGGCGCCAACGGCUGCAAGCGCGUCCACAGCAUCGAGGUUGAGCAGCCGCUGGAGGCGGAGCGGGUGGAGCACAGUCUUCUGCUGGUCAAAGGACGCCUCCUGCCGAAGUGUUCGUCCGCCCGCCAGUUGAAGGCCACUCUCCGCCUGCGGGGCGAUCGCACCGUAGAACAGCUUACCCAGCUCUCUGCCGCCGGGGAGUUCAAGUUGCUCUUCGACUUGGACAGCCAGGAAGGAGUUGGGGAGUCCUUGUGCUACCUGGAGCUGCGCUCCUGCACCGGUGUGCGUCUAAUAAGUAUCACUUACAAGCCCAGAAACAGCUCCUACAAGGUUCAGCCCUUGUACAUUCUUUGCCAAGACGAGCAGUCUGACAGGGAAGAGGAACUCCGCUCACUUAUUGAUCUCAACCUGCGUCUGGUGCAGUGCAUCUACGCCCACAAACUGCAGUCGGCCGGCUUUCCCAAUCGCACUUUCACGUUGAACGGCUCCUGUUGCCCAUUCCGGAGCCAACUCACCCGCGAGCAGGCCCUCUCCAAGAGCGAAAACGAGCUGUGGCAGCACUUUGCCGGCGAAAUCAUCGCCUGUCCGCAGUGGGGCCAUCAGAUUCGCCUGAAAUUCGUCGCUUUUGUAGGCUGCACAACGUACGACGGCCCAGGAGUGGUGGCCAGCGAAGACACAUCCUACGCGAACAUCCGACGGCAUCUUAGGGGACACGCAGCCUUGGGCGGCGGCGGACUAGCUUUGUUCGGCAGUGCCCAUUUCUACGCCUGGCCGCGAACCCUCUCAGAGAUUGGGGACUGUGUGCGGAGUACGGAACGCGUUGAUAUAUCCCGGCUGCCGGACGAGAGCAACUAUCGACGCACCUACGGCGGAGUGUACGCCAGCACUCUGGGUGCCGUGUGCCACGAACUGGGCCACUGCUUCGAUCUGGGCCACACCUCCGAGGGGGUGAUGGGCCAGGGAUUCGACUAUCUCAACCGAGUUCUCACAGUUGACCAGCUCACGGAGCACCUGCCGCAGCGGUUAGUGGAGGGAGCUGCCGCUGAGAGCGCCGCAGGAUCGGCGACUGCCCGUCCCCGCUUCACCAAAUUGAAACUCCAGCCAGGCGUCAAGUUGCUGGACAACUAUCACAACCAGAGACGCCACGACAGCUUCUACUUUGCCCGCAACUGCGCCGUGAUCCUGGCCCACCAUCGCUGGCUCAAUCCCGAACUAGACGUCGCAGAGCCGGAGCCGGCAGAGAUUCAGAUUAAUUGGGCCACCAAGGAGAUCAUCUCGGACAAGGCACUGCGCCUCGUGGAGCUGCGCUGCAACCGCAACAGCCUGGUGGCCCACUACGAGGAGUUCCAUCCAGAGGCGGCGGUGCAUCGCUUCUCGCUUCCCGCCUCACUGUGGGAUCUCCUGGCGGAGCAGCGAUCUCAUUACGCAUUUGUGCUCACCACCAGUGGUGAUACCAAGCGUCUGUCCUGUGAUUCAUAG